Molecule: messenger RNA, 1014 nt
Organism: Sphenostylis stenocarpa
Lineage: Eukaryota; Viridiplantae; Streptophyta; Magnoliopsida; Fabales; Fabaceae
Source: the annotation of a GenBank genome assembly
AUGCUCGACACACUUAAAUACCUUCUCGGCUCAGCCGGUCCAAGCGGCUUCGGCUCCAAAUCCACCGCCGAACAAGUCACCGAAAACCGCGCCGAUCUCCGCUCCUUCACCGCCAUCAUCACCGGUGCUACGUCUGGAAUCGGAGCUGAGACAGCGCGUGUGUUAGCGAAACGUGGAGCGAGGCUCAUUCUGCCGGCGCGUAGCAUGAAAGCUGCGGAUGACGCAAAGGCGCGUAUAGUUGCAGAGUGUCCUGAUUCGGAGAUCAUUGUUAUGGCUCUUGAUCUCAGUUCUCUCAAUUCUGUUAGAAGCUUCGUUAACCAGUUCCGCACACUCGGUUUGCCUCUCCAUCUUCUCAUAAACAACGCCGGAAAGUUUGCGGAAGAACACGCUAUAUCUGAAGAUGGAGUUGAAAUGACCUUUGCCACUAAUUACCUAGGUCAUUUUCUGUUGACAAAGUUGUUGGUGAAGACGAUGGUGGAAACAGCGAAGGAGACAGGAGUGCAGGGUCGUAUAGUGAACGUGUCUUCCAGCAUCCACGGGUGGUUUUCCGGCGAUACGAUUUCGUAUCUGGCUCUUAUAAGCCGCAAUAAAAGCCAUUACGACGCCACACGUGCUUAUGCUCUUUCCAAGCUCGCCAAUGUUUUCCACACUAAGGAGCUUGCACGUAGACUCCAGCAAAUGGGGGCCAACGUGACUGUGAACUGUGUUCAUCCUGGGAUUGUGAGAACCAGACUCACCAGAGAGCGUGAGGGUUUACUCACAGAUUUAGUGUUCUUUUUGGCUUCCAAGCUCUUAAAGACCAUUCCUCAGGCAGCUGCUACAACAUGUUACGUGGCAACUCAUCCGAGGCUGUUGAAUAUCUCCGGCAAGUAUUUUGCUGAUUGCAACGAAACCUCAACCUCAAAAUUGGGAUCCAACUCAAUUGAAGCCUCAAGGUUAUGGGCCACUUCUGAAUUCAUGAUUUCCAGGGGUCCAAAAGCUGCAUUUGACCUACUCAAGCACCUUGAAUUUUGA